UUCUCAACACGUCCUGCCUGUGCGGUGAAACAGCUGCCGCCACGACCCAAGCUGGAUGACGAGGAUAUCACAGGGUCGUACCUCAAGGGCUCGGGACCAGGCGGCCAGAAGAUUAAUAAAACAAAUUCAGCUGUCCAGCUGAUUCACAAGCCAACAGGAAUAGUGGUUAAGAGCCAGGCUACGCGCUCGCGCUCACAAAAUCAGAAGAUAGCCCGUGAGAUACUGGCUGCCAAAAUCGAGGAGCUGGAAAAGGGCGAGCAGAGUCGCACGGCGAUCAAAGCUGCCUUGAAAAGGAAGAAGAAGGCAAGUUCGAUGAAGAAGAAACGGAGAAAGUACCGAGCACUAGAAGAAGAGAAACAAACCCGAGAGGUG
Messenger RNA from Talaromyces proteolyticus, 372 nucleotides. Its product is annotated as peptide chain release factor class I/class II. The annotation marks the transcript as partial. Gene Ontology annotation, molecular function: translation release factor activity. The transcript has 2 exons. Gene Ontology annotation, cellular component: mitochondrion. The record is from RefSeq and is a predicted model, not a curated record. NCBI's taxonomy places the organism in Eukaryota, Fungi, Ascomycota, Eurotiomycetes, Eurotiales, Trichocomaceae. Gene Ontology annotation, biological process: translational termination.